AUGCAACAGCCGUAUGUCGAAGACAUUGAAGAUCGUGAGUUCAGCUUCAUAAAGAAUUUCUCAUGAUUUUUUUUAAUUUCAGUGGUUCGCGAUGUUUCUGCAGAAAUGACGCAUCGUUUGGGAAAGAUAGCGAAAUGGGAGGCACGAGUUCAUGGUCGGUCUACUGUUGGAGCUAACGCUAGAAGGAAAACAGUUUAGAUCUUGCCGUGGAGUGUGAGGCCCUCGAUCAACGUGUUUUCGGUUCCGAUGUUCCGAGAGACGCCAUCUGGGAAGAGCAAGCAAUGUUGCUCGCCGAGGUUACAACCGGCUGUCAGCUCAAAAUAAAUUCUCUUUUAUUCCAGAAAAAGUGCAGAAUGAGGGAGUUGGCUGAGAAAAAAGUUAGGCUGGUGGAACGGAGCGAGCGUGUACUGAUCGCCAUUUUCAACAAGGUCCUUUUUAGGGGUUUAGGCACCUAUAAGCACUCCCUGAGUUUUACUCCUAUAAGGGGGAUUUUUGUCCCCUACCGAGGCUCUUUUUUCUCCUAACCUCUAAGGGACCACUCUGGCGCUCCUGAGUACAAAUGAUUGUUUGAAGCGGGUAAACUUUAUAUCUUUCCCGGGAUGCGAAACUUGUAGGAUGAACGUGUUGAAUAAAAUCAGAAAUAGACAUGUUUUGUGUAGAUGAAAUGCUUACAAUCUCACAUUUACGCUGCGUAAAUUUUCGUGUGUACGAUUUGGGAUGUAAAUCCUAAGUAAUCGCGAAACUCAAAAAAAAUCCCACUGUGUCAAUUUCCGCCGUUUACACGCUGUUUAUCUUAUCCUGUCAAGACUUAUCUCUGCGAUCUUUGAAAUAUUUCCCAAAAAAGCCGUGAAUCGAGUAUUUAUCUUCAGAUUCGCGAAGCGACGUAUCAUUUCAAAAUUGAAAUGGAGGUGGACAACCCAGGGUCAGCAGAACAACGCGAGAAAUGUGAGUAAAACAUUAUUUUAAAAACGUGUAUCAUUCUUCGAAAUGCUGAGUUAUUUUGGCCUAAUUUCGCAUUUAUCACAAUUUUCAGUGUUCUACCAGGCUAUGGGCCUGCAUCAUUUGUUGGGUUUGGAUCACAUGGCCGGAGUGACGAACUUCGAGAAUCCUUUCGAGAAGGACUCUGAUGACUUCGACAAACAAAUGAUGGACUACUGCGAAUCUGGCUCGAAAGCCUCGUGAGAUCUUUUUUUUCUCUUCAUUGUGCAUUCUUAUCAUUUUCAGAGAUGAUUAUAAAGAUAGCCGUCGCGGUUCAAAUGCAGGAAAGCCUACAGUCGCGAAAAAGAAUGUCGGCAGACCUAAAACCGUUCUCAGUGCGUCUUUUUCGUUGGAUUCGCUUUGAAACGAUUUUUUUUUCUAGAAGAGAGGUCAAACGGGACGUUAAACCGAUCUGAGCAGUCGAGUGCUCGUAUUCCGAACAAAGUGGCUGACAAGAACGACAAAAAGGUUUAGCCUUUUUUCAACCUAUUUGUUUCAAUUUUUGUUCUGGAUUUUCUUUAGAAGAUUUCUCUUAACAAAGUGUUCCUAUUGAAAAUUCGAAAAAUUUCAAAAAUUGAGGAAAAAAGAAAGUUUACGAGGUUGGGAACUAAAGUCGGGUAUGUGAAGCCGAUCGAACUUUUAUUUAUGAAACUUGUAAAGUCUUAUAAUAUUUUGGCAUUUGUUUAAUUUUAGUAAGUUAUGUUGAGUUUAUCCUCUUUCGUUUUUUCAACUCAUUUUUUUUGUGAUCAGCUUCUUUUUUCCUUUUUCAAUACUAGUACUUUUAACUUUUGUAAAACUCUUGACGUUUGCAUGUUAAUGAAAAUUGGUAAGAUUUAUGGUUUCAAAAUCGAAAAAAAAAAAAUCCAAUCUCCAGAAAAAGGCUGGGAUGUCCAACUAUAUGAGGAAAAAAACUGAGCGACUCCGCGAACAAUCCAAAAUGAUGGAGGUUGGAUCUUCCGUAUAAACUUUUUGGCACGAAAUUCUGUGGUUCAGGCAUAUGAACGACGUAAGAUCGAAGCAUCUCAGAGACACUCGUUCAAAAACGGCGAAAAAGAUCGUCUGACACCUUUUUCCGUUGCGAGUUCCACUGGUUGGUUCAUCAAGUCAACGGAUCAGAACUCCCUUUCAGGCGAAGAAAGAGCCGGGCUGAAGCGAGACUCGAGUGAGGCGCCGACCGAGUUUUCCUCGUCAGGGGCUCUUGAAUGGCGCGAUGGUGAGUGGAAGAAGAAAGCUAGCAUUUUGUGAAAUGGUCACUCCAGGAGAUAGCGAUCGUGCGUCGGCGUUGGCCGCCUCUGCAUUCGCCGACGUCGCCGACGACGCCAACGACUACAACCUUGACGACGACGACGCCGACCUCAUGGAUGCCUUCGACUUCUGUCCGGGUGCUCUUCCAUCGCCGCCGCGCGAGAUCAUGGACGCUCUCGAUGUCAGUUUUAGGCAUUUGAAGUACAAAAAAUAGUUUCGUACACAACGAGAAUAUUACAAGAGAAAUCAUUUCGCAGAUAUAAGUUUUUUCCAAUUGUCAUGGUUAUGAUGCACUGAAAAAUUCCGUUUCAAUGCCAUGUUUGCUUCAGAAUAAACUCUCAAGUUUUCAACCCUACCCACCAUUUUUUCGGUUGAAAAAUUUCUCAAUUAUCAUCAAUUUUUAGAUUUUUAAAGCUUUUUUCUUGUUUUUUUAUUGAGAUGCUUCCCCGCCAAAAAAUAGAUAAACUUCAGGAUUCGAGCAUUUUUUCAUUCGGAAACGGCUUCGAGACCAAUCCAACCAGUGAUGAGCGUCUAUCACAGAAAAAUGGCUUUGAUAGCGGUGAGCGUUCGGUGAGUUGAAUCCGGUUCUCUGAAACUUUUAUCCCCUUUUAUAAUGGUCCAAGAUAGGUAUUGAAAUAGUUAUAAUCAGUAUUCAUUUGAAGUAAGACCGCCCAAUUUCGAAAUUUUUUCUAAAUAUUCAUUCUAUCCCCACUCAAAAAUCAGUCAAAAGUACCCUAUCAUCAGUUGCUUCGAAUUUUUUAGCCCUAAUGAAAAGUUUGUUUGUUUUUUUUGAGUUCUCAAAAUAGGAAAACUUUUUGCUUGUCGUAGUAGUCUGUUUUAAAGUUGUGUCAUGUUAUUACGGUACUUUUCAGACAAGUUUUAUUUUUCUUUUAAACGCUCUAUCAUUGAUACGGUCUCAAUUUGACGUUUUGUAAUAACCCCUUUCUUUCAGCGAAACUCUAGUUUUUCACCUUUCCAUAGCCUUGUAGGUGAGGGAAAAUAGACGCCGAAAGGCCAGACUCUUUCAAUUCGUUGUGAUUUACGUAUAUUGCAAUCAAUUGGUCAGCAAUUCCAUGUUUUCAGACACCAAGUCCGGCGGUCGUCAGCUCGGGAAAAACUCCAACGAUUGGUGACGCGCAGCACGAAAGGCGCAAAAGAAACUUCAUGUUCGGGACGGUCUCGGACACGAGUAUGCAUGGCCGCCCUAGAAAGUUGUUGAUGGCCAAUCCGGCAGAACAAACAACGGCCAGUUUGAGAUUGACGGAUCGCGCUGUCGAGUUGGUACAGAUGAAUCGCGCCAAGGAGGAGAAACGCCGCGCCGACGAUGAACAGUCCUGGUGCUUCUGCAAAGACGUGAGUAACUUCUUGUUUUCGUUGAAAUAUCAGUGGUAUAAAAAAAAGACCAGCAAAAAUUCAAACGGCGACUUUUCCGAUUUUUUCAUACCGCUAGAGAACUUUCCGACGGCCACCUAUCCGACAAAUCUUUUUCCGACUUUUUUUUCUCGAUAAAACCUUAGUUUUAAAUUUUCCUAUAUAAUGUAGGUAGUUGGUUCAUGAUUGAAACACAAAGAAACAGGAAAAAAAUGUUAAUAAAUAUUUUAUAAACCGAAAAAUAUAAAGGUCCAAAAUCGGAAAAAAGAUUCGGCGGAAAGGUGGCCGUUGGAAAGUUCCCUAUAGAUAUGAAAAAAUCGGAAAAGUCGCCGUUAGAAUUUUUUCUGGUCUUUUUUUUUUCAUACCACCGAAAUAUCGAACGUAAGGUCAUUUGCAACACACGUAAGAUCUCCUUUGUAGCUUCGAGUAGCAGCCGGAAAAGUUUUUAAAACUUUUUAGUUGAGUUAUAAUACUCAAAAGUACGUGUUUUUCAAAAAUUUAUUUCACUCAUCAUCAUUAAAAAUUUUGAUUACCUAAAAUUUUCCGAUUUUGAUGAGAUCUCAUGAGCAAUGAGGAAAAGAAGGUGGAAUAAAAUAUUUGAGAUCUCAUAAGACGACGAGGAAUAUUGGAGAACAGCUCUCCACAUAACCGGUGGUCGACCUGUUAGAGUUGAUUAUUGAAGCAUAUAGCUGAUUCACGGCUGGCUUGAGCCAUCGAAAAACGGGUCCUGACACGAUAAUGCACGAGAUAGCGCCUGACUCGUGGAGAGCGCAGACAGGAAACACUCCCUUAGCGUCCCAAGCUGGUCGUGAAUCAGCUAUAGUCGAUUCCAAAGAGAGAAGACUGUGCUGAAUGAAAAAUAUUUUUCUUACAGGGCUCCUCGGACUCGCGUAUGAUUGCCUGUGACGGUCCCAAUGUGAGUAAACUUGAGCUUUUUCCUUUCUAAAUGAUGAUUCCAGUGUCCCACUCUUUGGUUUCACUUCGACUGCGUCGGUUUGCACUCGGAACCGGAUGGAAAAUGGUUUUGCCCCGGAUGUUCGUCGGACAAUUAA
Caenorhabditis auriculariae is the source of this 4646-nucleotide messenger RNA. The record is from the annotation of a GenBank genome assembly. NCBI's taxonomy places the organism in Eukaryota, Metazoa, Nematoda, Chromadorea, Rhabditida, Rhabditidae.